Molecule: messenger RNA, 1382 nt
Organism: Physella acuta
Lineage: Eukaryota; Metazoa; Mollusca; Gastropoda; Physidae
Molecular function (GO): protein binding
Source: RefSeq, a predicted model, not a curated record
CAUUGAACAACUGACUAAAAAACAAAAGCAGAAUUUUAAAAAUAUUAGAAAACAAAUGAGUGAACAAGAUAACAAAAUAAAGGAGCUGAACCAAGAAAUUGAAAGUUUAAAAGAAAAGGAAACCAAGUCAAACAAAACACUAGAAAAUCUGUCUAUAGAUAUGAAGGAAUAUGAGACUAGCGUACACAAAAUAAAUAAAGAAAAGCAAGAUCACGCAGACAAAACAGACAGUAUAACUCAAGAAAUGAAAAGACAUUCUGAUAAGAUGUCUACCCUACAAGAAGAGCUUUCUAAAAACAUGCUGAAUACAUCAACUCAAUUAGAAAAGCACAGUGUUAUGUACAAAUUCCUACAACAGAGAUUGAUGCCCAUUGACAAACUGAUUCAAAUCUUUAACCAGAACUUGGAAAAUAGGAAAGAGCGAAUAAAUAAGCUGGGUGAACUUGAAAAUAAUAUUUCCAAGUUGUUCAACAACUUUCAUCUCAUCGAGUCAUGUGUAGGUCACAGAUAUGCUUGUCAUGUGACGCUUGAUCUCGCACCCGUCAGUGUUGGAUUAAUUAUUUCAAGAAUCUGGGAUGUACGUGAAUAUAACGGUAAACAUUUUAAUCGAACAACAGGAAAAUUUGUAUCACCGCAUGAUGGCUUAUAUCUCAUCUGUGUCAGUCUAAAUGAAAGGGAAGAUACACAGAUUGGAGUUGGUGUGAUGGCUGGAGGCAGGUGCUGUAAGUCUGUAGAAGUGAAAUGUGCCGCCACUAACGCUGCUGGGUCAGUGGUUGUUGACAUGAAGAAAGGUCAAGAACUUUACUUUAAAGUGAUUCAAGCAGAUCAAGACGCAAAGUUAUCCUGCUACAGUAGUUUUACUAUCGCUAGUUUAUAGGAGUACAACACAAAACAUGGUGGAUGGUAAAUUCUCAAAACAAUAAAACAUGUAACCAACAUGUUAAGCACACGCUAACAACUUACUACAUGUCCAUAAACAUUUAAUGGUUUGUAUGUUGUUUUUUUUAGUCAUCAUUACACAGUUCCAACUAAUUCAAUGUGAUCACCAAUUAAUAUGUUGUACGUGACCACAAUAAACAUAUCUUUCUUCUUCUUCGUUCUUAAUUUUUAGUGUUGGGAGGAAUCGCGCCUUAUCUGCCAGAGGGUUUGAACUCGAGACUUUUUUCGAAUUUAUCAACCAUGAGCUUUUCCGACUCGACCAUGCUUCCAUCACAAUUAAGGAUAACGUGUCAAUGGGUUAUGCGCCAUUGAGGCCAUUGACUCCGAUUUCAGCCUGCUUUUCUUUUUGGGUUUGCUUCCAUAGCCUUUGUCCAACCAAGAACAAACUACAAGGCAGCAGUUGUUUGAUUUUGGACCCCUAAUAAACAUAUGAGAUACACCUG